Molecule: messenger RNA, 1197 nt
Organism: Solea senegalensis (Senegalese sole)
Lineage: Eukaryota; Metazoa; Chordata; Actinopteri; Pleuronectiformes; Soleidae
Gene: cnpy3
Product: canopy FGF signaling regulator 3
Exons: 6
Coding region: 157-1002 (281 amino acids)
Cellular component (GO): endomembrane system
Molecular function (GO): signaling receptor binding
Source: RefSeq, a predicted model, not a curated record
UCGCGGUCAAAGCGGAAGUGGAAGCUCAAGGAAACCGCAGCAGCCGUAGCGGAGGAUAAGGAUGUGAAAGCAGGGAAAAUAACGUUCGUUCUCAGGGUUUUUAAAACACAGAAACGCAGUUAGAGUGAGGACGAGAACCUCCGCGAAGAGAAAAACAUGAUUUUAACUCUGUACGCCACGUUUUUAUGCGUCGUUUCUUGUGUGGGAGCAGCGGCGGGAGGAGGCGACGAUGACUGGGUUCAUCUGCCGAACAAAUGUGAAGUCUGUAAGUUUGUCAGUAUUGAGAUGAAGUCUGCGUUUGAUGAGACGGGAAAAACCAAAGAGGUCAUCGACAGGAACUAUCGCUUUAUUGACAGCAAGGGGGCGCCACCCAUCAAAUAUGUCAAGUCAGACCUCAGGUUCAUCGAGGUGGUGGAGAACGUGUGUCAGAGGCUGCUGGAGUACAAUCUGCACAAGGAGAGGAGCGGCAGCAACCGCUUCGCCAAGGGAAUGUCGGAGACCUUCUCCACUCUUCACGGUCUGGUGAAUAAAGGCGUGAACGUGGUGAUGGACAUUCCCUACGAGCUGUGGAACGAGACGUCGGCCGAGGUCGCCGACCUCAAGAAACAGUGUGAUGUGUUGGUGGAGCAGUAUGAGGACGUGAUUGAGGACUGGUACAAAGGAAACCAAGAGGAAGACCUGACCACGUACCUGUGUGAGAAACAUGUUCUUAAAGGAAAAGAUGCAGACUGUCUGAAAGAGGACUUGUCACACAGGAAGAAGGGAGACCACGCCGCCAUCGCGGAGGACAAGAAGAAGAAGAAGAAGACGACAAAGAAAGGAGGGAAGAAAGAAAAGAACGACGGAGACGACGGCUCAGAGGACGAGAAAAAGAAGAAGAAGGAGAAGAAGAAGAAGAAGAAGAAGAGCAAAGCUCCGGUGGAGGCGGAGGACGGAGCAGUGUUUUCUGACGAGCAGAUCCAGCCUCAGGUUCCUCUGUCUGGACACAAGACGGAGCUGUGACGUCCCGGAUCAGCUGAUCUGAGACUCUGAGACACUGAGUCCUGUUGCACUGUUCCAUCGUUCACUCUUUCAUUCCCACACAAUUGUCCUUUUAAUUUCUCACGUUCUGUCAUUGUUACGUCUGUAAACCUGUAAAACUCGGUGGAACUGUUGAGAACUUUUAUCUCCCUUUAAAUGAACGGUUUGAAGAAGGAG